AUGGAGGCCUACAAGAUUGCAUUAACAACUUGGGCUAAAUGGGUUGAUUCCAACAUUGAUUUUUCAAAGACCAAAGUCUUUUUCCAAGGAGUUGCUGCAGUUCAUCUUGAUGGCAAGGAAUGGAAGGACCCAAAAGCAAAAGGGUGCCUAGGGGAAACCCAACCAGUUCUAGGGCCAACUUAUCCAGGCCCAAGCCAUCCAGGAGAAGCUAUUGCAAAAAGUGUCUUGAGCACCAUAGAAAAGCCUGUGUACUUAUUGGACAUUACUUUGCUCACCCAGCUGAGAAAAGAUGGCCACCCCUCCAUUUAUGCCGGCCAAGGUCCCAAAUUUGUAGACUGUAGCCAUUGGUGCCUUCCUGGUGCUCCUGAUGCUUGGAAUGAACUUCUAUAUGCAGCUUUGCUCUAG
This is a messenger RNA of Prunus avium (sweet cherry), 405 nucleotides long. The record is from RefSeq and is a predicted model, not a curated record. Lineage: Eukaryota; Viridiplantae; Streptophyta; Magnoliopsida; Rosales; Rosaceae.